CAUGCCUUUUUUGGGCCAGGACUGGCGGUCUCCAGGGUGGAGGUGGAUUAAAACAGAAGAUGGUUGGAAAAGAUGUGAGCCUUGCGGUUCAGAACUGGAGGAUGAGAACAAUAAGCUUAACAACAUCAGUCAUGCUGUCAUCUUGAAUGAUGAUGAAGAUAUAUACGGUGCUGAAGACUGUGAAUUCACAAGCAAGAAAAGGAAAAAGGACCAUAUUAGGAAUAAUGCAAAAUCUCAGUGCUUCUAUCGUGAAAAAUGGAUUUAUGUUCAUAAGGAGAGCACCAAAGAACGGCAUGGCUACUGCACAUUGGGAGAAGCUUUUAAUCGCUUAGAUUUUUCAAGUGCUAUUCAGGAUAUCAGAAGAUUCAAUUAUGUGGUUAAACUUUUACAGUUAAUUGCAAAAUCCCAGUUGACUUCAUUAAGUGGUGCAGCUCAGAAGAACUAUUUCAACAUCUUGGAUAAAAUUGUCCGAAAGGUAUUGGAAGAUCAAUACAACCCACGUCUCAUCAAAGACCUUCUUCAGGAUCUGAGUUCUACACUCUGCAACUUAAUAAGGAGCGUUGGGAAGUCAGUUUUGGUAGGGAACAUCGACAUUUGGAUUUGUAGACUGGAAACUAUCCUUUUGUGGCAACAGCAGCUCAGUAAUCUUCAGAUGACCAAGCAAGUCAACAAUGGACUUACACUCAGCGAUCUUCCUUUACAUAUGCUGAAUAACAUCUUCUAUAGAUUCUCAGAUGGGUGGGACAUUAUCACUUUAGGCCAAGUGACUCCCACAUUGUAUAUGCUCAGUGAAGACCGGCAUUUGUGGAAAAAGCUUUGCCAGUACCAUUUUACUGAAAAACAGUUCUGUAGGCAUCUUGUUCUGUCAGAAAAAGGUCUUAUUGAUUGGAAACUGAUGUACUUUGCACUUCAGAAAUAUUACCCCAUAAAGGAGCAAUAUGGAGAUACUUUGCAUUUCUGUCGUCACUGCAGUAUUCUUUUCUGGAAGGACUACCACCUUGCUUUGUUACUGAAGGAUACGGGACAUCCUUGUACGGCCAAUGAUCCAGACAGUUGCUUCAUGCCAGUAUCUCCCCAGCACUUCAUAGAUCUCUUCAAAUUUUAAGUGCAAUCACAUCUUUCUGUUCUUUUUUUGCAU
Messenger RNA from Euleptes europaea (tarantolino), 1138 nucleotides. It is a transcript of the gene FBXO25, whose product is annotated as F-box protein 25. Lineage: Eukaryota; Metazoa; Chordata; Lepidosauria; Squamata; Sphaerodactylidae. Gene Ontology annotation, biological process: protein ubiquitination. Gene Ontology annotation, molecular function: protein binding. The transcript is spliced from 10 exons. The record is from RefSeq and is a predicted model, not a curated record. Gene Ontology annotation, cellular component: SCF ubiquitin ligase complex; nucleus; cytoplasm. The coding region runs from base 2 to 1105 and encodes 367 amino acids.